Molecule: messenger RNA, 1741 nt
Organism: Heteronotia binoei (common prickly gecko)
Lineage: Eukaryota; Metazoa; Chordata; Lepidosauria; Squamata; Gekkonidae
Gene: CDK10
Product: cyclin dependent kinase 10
Exons: 13
Coding region: 104-1195 (363 amino acids)
Biological process (GO): regulation of mitotic cell cycle; protein phosphorylation
Cellular component (GO): nucleus
Molecular function (GO): ATP binding; cyclin-dependent protein serine/threonine kinase activity
Source: RefSeq, a predicted model, not a curated record
CGCGGAGGGGAGGGAAGCCGUACGGCGCCUGCGCGGAAGUGCGCGCGCAUGCGCAUUGACCGCAUGUGGAAGGACAAGUUGGUCCGCGACUUUGGAAAGCGUCAUGGCGGAGGUGGCCUCCGCUGACCCGGAGCCGGAGUCUCUGCGACUGAAACGUCUCCGGGGCGGCUUUUUCACGGUGCCUCCGGAGCACAGGCUGGGAAGAUGCCGGAGCGUGAAGGAGUUUGAGAAGCUCAAUCGGAUCGGAGAAGGGACCUACGGCAUAGUGUACCGUGCUCGGGACACCCUGACGGAUGAGAUCGUGGCACUGAAGAAAGUGCGGAUGGACAAAGAGAAGGACGGAAUCCCCAUCAGCAGCCUGCGGGAGAUCACCCUGCUGCUGAAGCUGCAGCACCCCAACAUCGUGGAGCUGAAGGAGGUGGUCGUGGGGAAUCAUCUCGAGAGCAUCUUCCUGGUGAUGGGCUACUGUGAGCAGGACCUGGCCAGCCUGCUGGAGAACAUGCAGGUUCCCUUCUCGGAAGCCCAGGUGAAGUGCAUCAUCCUCCAGGUUCUCAAGGGCCUCCAGUACCUGCACGACAACUUCAUCAUCCACCGGGACCUGAAAGUGUCCAACUUGCUCAUGACCGACAAAGGGUGUGUGAAGACCGCGGAUUUUGGCCUGGCUCGUGCCUACAGGGUACCCCUGAAGCCAAUGACUCCCAAAGUUGUCACACUCUGGUACCGAGCCCCUGAACUGUUACUGGGAACAACCACACAGACCACGGCCAUCGAUAUGUGGGCAGUGGGCUGCAUCCUGGCAGAGCUGCUGGCCCACAAGCCCCUGCUGCCUGGGAGUUCCGAGAUCCAGCAGAUAGACAUGAUCGUGCAGCUCCUGGGCACGCCAAACGAGACCAUCUGGCCAGGCUUCUCCAAGCUGCCCCUGGUGAGCCAGUAUACCCUGCGCAAGCAGCCCUACAACAACCUGAAGCACAAGUUCCCCUGGCUGUCAGAAGCCGGGCUCCGCCUCCUCAACUUCCUCUUCAUGUAUGAUCCCAAGAAAAGAGCCACAGCCGGCGACUGUCUGGAGAGCUCCUACUUCAAAGAGAAGCCCCUGCCCUGCGAGCCGGAGCUCAUGCCGACGUUCCCACACCAUCGCAACAAGCGGGCUGCCCCGAGUGCAGCCACAGAGUGCCCAGGCAAACGCAGCCGGCCCUAAGCCUCUUGUAUGGCAUGCAGAAGUGGCACAGCACAUGCACGUGGGGCAAAAUUUGCCUCAGAAGGAGCCGGAGCCUGUCACGGGCGGAAGAGAACCCUCCCCUGCUGUCUGGGGCUUCCCGAAUGUCUCGGGGUUUCUAGGAACAGACAGAAGGAUAACCUCACUGGAUGCCAGCCGGCAUCCUCUUGCUGGGUUUCCCUGGACACUGAUCAGCAGGGCGCGACGGUGCCAGCCGCAGCACUGACAAGUGGAUGGAUCCUGCCCCUAAGCACAUAACCGCACUUCACCAUGAGCCAUUCCUGCUGGCCACUGGGAAGUAUUAUAUGGCCAGGCUAUUCAUUAGGUUACUUUGCGCAGUGGAAGGCUUUCUCAGGUGACAUCCAGAGUUCUGGCUCUGAACCGUGCACCCUGCACAGCAGUAUUGGAAACCAUAGACAAUGCAGGCAGCCAGUGCCUAGCCUGUCUCCCACAAAUAUGUCUAAUCCCAUUCAAGCCUAUCUCCAGACCUGGUGGCAAUAGAUACCAUAAAUUAUGUGUUGUAUGAAA